Molecule: messenger RNA, 2763 nt
Organism: Etheostoma cragini (Arkansas darter)
Lineage: Eukaryota; Metazoa; Chordata; Actinopteri; Perciformes; Percidae
Gene: socs7
Product: suppressor of cytokine signaling 7
Exons: 7
Coding region: 398-2737 (779 amino acids)
Biological process (GO): phosphatidylinositol phosphate biosynthetic process
Cellular component (GO): phosphatidylinositol 3-kinase complex
Molecular function (GO): 1-phosphatidylinositol-3-kinase regulator activity
Source: RefSeq, a predicted model, not a curated record
CAUCGGUGCUCAUAAAGUGGUAUUAUGGGCUGAGCGGAGGAGGAGCGGGUGGGGCCUGGCUGGGAACACAGAGGCAGACUGUGGGCACUGACCGGAGACUCUACUGGUUUUUUAUUCGACUCAAAUCCGACCGCAUGUCUGACCCAGGGCUCCGCCUGCUGCCCGGAGCACACGGCUCUCAUUUCGCCAACAUUUGACAGAUGGAUGCUGUGCUGUCGUAGAAGAGGAGGAUGAAAAUAACGCGUGAUAUAUUGUUUGGCAAUUUCGCUCAUCGCCUAUUUAUGGGAGGCAGCGGCGGCUCGGCCCGUUCUUUAUUAUAGGAACGAGAUCUCCGCGGUUAGCUAUGUGAAGAGCAGAUCGCCCGACAAUUCUCGUUUCGCGACCCUGAGGAAUAAUUAUGAACAACACGCAAGAUAUGUCGCCCGAUUUUGUGUUGAUGCGCCUGGUUUCCGCGGCCGAGGAUGACCGCUUGGACGCGGAAAACGGGAAUCUGCCGCCGGGAGGAGUGGUGGCGGGGCUGGGGAAGGAGGUCCUGGCUCACAGCGGCGUCAAAGCGGGUUUGGAUAUCAGCCGAGAUCCGACCGCGGGCCUCGAGCAUCCUAGCAGCCGUCUGAACAAAGCCCAGCCGAGCGGUGAGGGCACGGCUGCACCUGACUCCGGGGUGACGGAGAGCCGAGCCCCGCUGUCGGCGCCUCCUCCGCCGCAGAGCCCCAUGGAGGCCCAGGGAUUUGACUUCGCUCCCAGCCCCGGCCUACGGCCUCAGCUGCUCGUCUUCUCCAAUAUAAUGCGGAACGGAGAAGGGAUUUUAGAAUUAGACCGACGGAAUCAACCGAGGGAUGCUCUGGGAUUGGACCAGAGCCCGGGGUCUGCAGUCUGCUCCGACCCGGCUGUCAAUAACAACACUCGGAGUCCCGGAGACGUUCAGCAGCAGCAGCAGAGCCUGCUGGACCGGACAUGGGGAGCGCAUCCGCCGGUUUCUGUAGCCGCGGAGAUGCAGGGAGCUGCGGAGCUAUGCCGCCGGCAUCGACUCAUCACCACCCCGCCCGAGUGGCCCUUGUUGUCGGAGACAUCCAGCCCUCUCACCGUGAUAGACUCUAAAUGGGGAUGCGCCUCCAGGGACAGAGAGGGAGCCGUGUUCGAGCUGGCCCGACGGUUCGGGGAGCUGGGGGUCGGCGCGGUACCCAAGAUGCUGUUCAAAGCAGGGGAGCUCCCGCAGUGUUCGUGUCAGGGUUCACAUAGGCCGGCAGGAAGGGGAGUGGAGCACGGGGAUGACCCGACAGAAACCAGCGAUGCUUUGUUGGUGCUGGAGGGGCUGGGGAGCGGGGAUGUUGCAGGCCUGGCCAUGGACGAGUGUCCGGAGGGUGAGCCGGAUGAUGAGAACGGACGCCGUGAGUUUUUACUCAACAGGAAAAGGGAAAUAGUUCAGAAAAUGUCCGGGGCGUUCUCCAUCAGCAGCUUCCAAGUGGAGCUGAGGAGGCAGGUGGAGGGGAUGGCCCACGCGGCGACCGAAUCGGCGCCAGCGGCAGCGCACCUUGGCGCGCAGGUGUGCAGCCUCCACGGGAACAUAACCAGCCGGCUCUCGCAGCAGGGAAACUCUGGCGAUUCAGAGGUUGUCGCCCAGGUUCCAGCCACGUCACCUACACCGGUCCAGAGCUCACCGUGGGCCGCAAGCCCAAACCUGAGCCAGGCGUCGACACCCAGGAGGCGGCCGGAGCGGUGCGCCAGCGCGCCGCGGACUCCCACAGGCAGCUGGGCCGCGGGUGGAGAAAAGACCCUCAAAGUUCCAGGGAAGUCCAAAAAGGGCUCGUUAAAGAUCCGCCUGAGCAAACUGUUCCGGACUAAAAGCUGCAGCGGCUCCAAUCACCUGCUGGACAAGAGGCCCUCGGUGUCCUACUCCGUGUCUUCUGCCGGGAGUCUGGUGGACAUGGCGAGCCACGCGGGAGCUGAGCAUGACGCAGACAGCCACAGCCAGCCCAGACUGACCAGGGCCCACAGUGCCUUCUCCCCCGCCUCCCUCUCUGCCUCCCUCUCUGCUUUCACUGGUGAGACGGUCUCCCUGGUGGACGUGGACAUUUCACGGCGGGGGGCCAACACGCCACACCCUCCCACGCCUCCCCCUCCUCCACGCCGAAGUCUCAGUUUGUUAGAUGACAUAGCUGGGCCUCAGCCUGGGCCUUUCCUAGUGAGUGUUAUGGGCGCCUCCCUGCAGUCCCUCCCCCUGCCUCUCCCUCCUCCUCCUCCUCCCUCCCACGCCACCAUCCAGCACAGUCUCAGCCUCAAUGAAUCCUUCCUCCGGGCCCUCCCUCAUUCGACGGCCUCUCCGGCUGACGCCGCACCCCCUUCCAGACAGGUCCCGCCCCCCAUGCUGUGCGCCCUGCGGCGGUCUGAGGCCAGCAACUUCACCGCCAGUCUGAGAGAGCUGGAGAAGUGUGGCUGGUACUGGGGUCCGAUGAACUGGGAGGACGCGGAGAUGAAGCUGAAGGGGAAACCGGACGGGUCCUUCCUGGUCCGAGACAGUUCAGACCCCCGGUACAUCCUGAGCCUCAGCUUCAGGUCGCAGGGAGUCACACACCACACACGCAUGGAGCACUACCGGGGGACGUUUAGCUUGUGGUGUCACCCGAAGUUUGAGGACCGCUGCCAUUCGGUGGUGGAGUUCAUCGAGCGAGCCAUCAUGCACUCCAAGAACGGCAAAUUCCUCUACUUCCUCCGCUCCAGGGUCCCAGGUAACAUAUAGGUCACAUGUAUGUGCAUGGAGCCCCG